UACAAAAGAAGCUGUAGAUGAAAACAUUCACACAGAGCCAUGAACAAUAUUGUGAUGUUAUGGUAAGAGGUGUGUGUGCUGUUACAUUUAAACAAACGUGUCAUGUAAUUGCUCAGUGAAUGUGCAAGGAGGAUGAACUUGACACAAGUUACUUAUUUUACUCUUGCUGCGUACUUUGAAACCAGAGUGUUCAAACACCUUUUGUUUCUGAUUUUGCUGGGUCUCUAUGUGUUGAUCAUUGUUUCUAAUGUGUUGCUGAUUGUAGUUAUCUGUAUGACCAGAAGUCUACAUGAACCUAUGUACCUGUUUCUGUGCAGCCUGUUUGUAAAUGAACUGUAUGGUAGUACAGGUUUGUUUCCAUUCCUGCUGCUUCACGUUCUCUCUGACGUUCACACUGUCUCUCUUUCCUUGUGUUUCCUGCAGAUCUACUGUGUUUACUCGUAUGCCACAAUCGAGUUUUUUACCUUAGCCAUCAUGUCAUACGACCGUUUCCUUGCUAUAUGUUACCCUCUGCAGUACAGCACACGCAUGACCUUUAACAGGAUUGCUAUACUCAUUGCUAUAACAUGGUCACUUGCUUUUUUUAUGAUGAGCUACACAAUAUACCUGACUUUGUCUCUGCAACUGUGUGGAAACACCAUUAACAAAGUUUACUGUGAUAACUAUUACAUUGUCAAACUGUCCUGUGGUGACACUACAGUCAACAACCUCUGGGGAAUGAUCACUACGGCGUUCAUAGUCUUUGUUCCUCUGACUUUGAUCUUGUUCACAUACAUGAGGAUUUUAAAAGUUUGUUUCUCUGGUUGUAAACAGACAAGACAGAAAGCAAUCAGCACCUGCACACCUCACAUGGCCUCACUGCUCAACUUCUCCUUUGGGGUUUGUUUUGAAGUUUUACAGAGCAGGUUUGAUAUGAGCAGUGCCCCUAAUAUUCUAAGAAUAUUUUUAUCUUUAUAUUUUCUUACAUGUCAGCCGCUGUUCAACCCUCUGAUGUACGGACUCAGGCUGUCCAAAAUACGUCAUGUCUGUAAAUGUCUGUUUCAUUCUGACAUGUAG
Messenger RNA from Solea solea (common sole), 1056 nucleotides. Its product is annotated as olfactory receptor 11A1-like. Gene Ontology annotation, cellular component: membrane. The record is from RefSeq and is a predicted model, not a curated record. Gene Ontology annotation, molecular function: olfactory receptor activity; G protein-coupled receptor activity. The transcript has a single exon. Gene Ontology annotation, biological process: G protein-coupled receptor signaling pathway. The coding region runs from base 133 to 1056 and encodes 307 amino acids. NCBI's taxonomy places the organism in Eukaryota, Metazoa, Chordata, Actinopteri, Pleuronectiformes, Soleidae.